Artibeus jamaicensis (Jamaican fruit-eating bat) is the source of this 1176-nucleotide messenger RNA. RefSeq names its product pyruvate dehydrogenase E1 subunit alpha 2 (gene PDHA2). Gene Ontology annotation, biological process: pyruvate decarboxylation to acetyl-CoA. Gene Ontology annotation, molecular function: pyruvate dehydrogenase (acetyl-transferring) activity. The coding region runs from base 1 to 1176 and encodes 391 amino acids. The record is from RefSeq and is a predicted model, not a curated record. Gene Ontology annotation, cellular component: intracellular membrane-bounded organelle. The transcript has a single exon. Lineage: Eukaryota; Metazoa; Chordata; Mammalia; Chiroptera; Phyllostomidae.
AUGAAGAAGAUGCUCGUAGCUGCUGUGUCCCGCGUGUUGUCCGGUGUCGCCCAGAAGCCUGCUAGUAGAGUGCUGGUGGCGUCCUGUAACUAUUCCAAUGAUGCUACGUUUGAAAUUAAGAAAUGUGAUAUUCAUCGGUUGGAAGAAGGCCCCCCUGUCACAGCAGUGCUCACUCGGGAGGAUGGGCUCAAAUACUACAAGGUGAUGCAGACCAUUCGCCGAAUGGAACUGAAGGCAGAUCAGCUCUAUAAACAGAAAUUCAUUCGUGGCUUCUGUCACUUGUGUGAUGGUCAGGAGGCUUGCUAUGUGGGCCUGGAGGCCGGGAUAAAUCCCACCGACCACAUCAUCACAUCCUACCGGGCUCACGGCUUCUGCUACACUCGUGGACUCUCUGUCAGAUCAAUUCUUGCAGAGCUGACAGGACGAAGAGGAGGCUGUGCUAAAGGGAAAGGAGGAUCAAUGCAUAUGUAUUCCAAGAACUUCUACGGGGGCAAUGGCAUUGUGGGCGCUCAGGGACCCCUGGGAGCUGGGAUUUCUCUGGCCUCUAAAUAUAAAGGAAAUGACGAGAUCUGCUUGACUGUGUAUGGGGACGGUGCUGCCAAUCAGGGUCAGAUAGCUGAAGCUUACAAUAUGGCAGCCUUGUGGAAAUUACCGUGCGUUUUCAUCUGUGAGAAUAACCGCUAUGGAAUGGGCACAGCUAUUGAGAGAGCGUCAGCCAGCACCGAUUACUACAAGAGAGUAAAUUUUAUGCCUGGACUAAGGGUAGAUGGAAUGGAUGUGCUGUGUGUUCGGGAGGCAACUAAGUUUGCAGCCAACUAUUGUAGAUCUGGAAAGGGGCCCAUAGUGAUGGAGCUGCAGACAUACCGUUACCAUGGACACAGUAUGAGUGAUCCUGGAGUCAGUUACCGUACACGAGAAGAAAUUCAAAGUGUAAGAGGUAAGAGUGAUCCGAUUAUGCUUCUCAAAGAUAAAAUAGUAAACAGCAACCUCGCCAGUGUUGAAGAAUUGAAGGAAAUUGAUGUUGAAGUGAGGAAAGAAAUUGACGAUGCAGCCCAGUUUGCUACAACUGAUCCUGAACCAGCCUUGGAAGAAAUAGCCCAUCAUAUCUACAGUGACAAUCCACCCUUUGAAGUUCGUGGUGCAAAUCAGUGGGUCAAGUAUAAGUCCAUCAGUUAA